This is a messenger RNA of Moneuplotes crassus, 546 nucleotides long. NCBI's taxonomy places the organism in Eukaryota, Ciliophora, Spirotrichea, Euplotida, Euplotidae. The record is from the annotation of a GenBank genome assembly.
AAUUAUUAGAUAAAUAUAUUUAAUUAUGGACUCUACUCAAAAAAUCCAAUUUGACGAAAACCUCUCAGAUGAUCUUCUCAAUGAGAAGGUCACUACUUGUUGAAUCCGGAGUUCAGCAAAGAUUCUUAUUAAUAUGAGUCAGAACUCAUUAACCAACAAGAAAAUUAGAAAAAAUUCUUACAUGAAUGAUAACGCAUUAGUUCAUUUCCAAGAGGGAGAGAAAGAACUUGAAGAGCCACCUCGGCUCGGGUUAAAUAAACAAAAGCUUGUCUCAUCGGAGAACGAAAGAAGAGUAAAAAAUGCUGUGUUCCAAGCUAGUUAUAAAAAAUCGAGCACAUCUCUGAAGCAAGAGAUUAGUAACCUCUUAAAAUAUGCAGCUCAGAUAAGAAAUAAAAAGAUGCUGAAGAGCUGUGAUAGCCAGGAAGCUUUCAGAGCAUAUUCAAAGAACACCGUUGAAGACCUUCCCUUGCACAAACGUAUAGUGAGGAAGGAUUCAGAGCCCUCCUAGUGGAGUAAUUAUAAAACUUAUCUCUUAAAGUACUUAUG